CAUCAAACAAAAAUAUUGUUCAUAAAAAAAUUCUCCUCAAUAAAAUUUUGGCAGGCAGAAAAACUAGCACUUUACAGCUUCUCAAUUGGGCAUCAACACCAGACAGUCACAGUUCUUUCAAAACUCCACAACUAGAUCGCUGGUGAAAUGUACGCACCCUGCGCAAAAGUCUGUCUGCUGGAUGAUCGCGAUGCUAAAACAAAGCUUGCCCGUACGGUAAAAUUCUACAAUGGUGUUAAAGUACCCAUUGUAGGACUCGGUACUGCAGACUUAGAAGCGCACAUUGCAACGCGUUGUGUAAAGGACGCCAUCGAUGCUGGCAUACGGCAUAUAGACUGUGCGCCGAUCUUUUGCAAUCAAGAGGAGGUGGGACAGGCAAUAAAGGAGAAAAUCGAUGAGGGUCUCAUAAAAAGAGAGAAUCUUUAUAUAUCCAGUAAACUUUGGGAUUCUCGACAUGGGCCAAAAUGGGUGCGCCGCUCAUUAGAAGAAACCCUAAAACAAUUACAACUUGAUUAUCUCGAUAAUUAUGUCAUGCACACACCUAUGGGUUUCAAAGAUGGGUUUGAAAAUUACCCGCGCAAUAAUAGAGGUGAAAUCUUAUUUUCGGACAUCGAUUAUGUAGACACCUGGCGAGCAAUGGAGACUUUGGUUGACGAUGGUCUUGUACGUUCGAUUGGUUUAGCCAAUUUUAAUGCGGAACAAAUCGAACGCAUACUGGAUGUGGCACGUAUACCGCCAGCAAAUCUACAAGUGGAAUGUCAUCCGUAUUUGACCCAGAAGAAAUUAAUGGAUUUAUGCUGUAAGCAUAAUAUCGUUUUUAUGGUUAGUAAUCCCACCGGUCCAAGAAAGAAAAAUGCCAAUAUCUUACCACUUAAGAGUAAUCCGAAAGUUUUGUGUUUGGCAAAAAAAUAUGGUAAAAGCGCAGUCGAGAUAUUAAUCCGUUAUCAGCUGCAACGUGGCAACGUUGUAAUGCUCAGAACAACUCAAAAAGAUCACAUGAUACAAAACGUAAUGAUUGAAAGUUUUAAACUAUGCCGGAAGGAUGUGGAAAUACUUGACUUGAUGAAUUGCAACUUCCGAAAUAAAACACUUGCUUACGCCUCUGGACAUCCACAUCAUCCUUUCGAAAAUGAUUGCAUUUGAACUUUCACUCAAACUUCGAAAAUAUUUAGGAAAUAUCAACUACCGCUUUUGGACAAAUAUGAUUGAAGUAUUUUUAAACAUUGAAUAAUAAA
Messenger RNA from Bactrocera tryoni, 1235 nucleotides. Its product is annotated as 1,5-anhydro-D-fructose reductase-like. The transcript has 4 exons. NCBI's taxonomy places the organism in Eukaryota, Metazoa, Arthropoda, Insecta, Diptera, Tephritidae. Gene Ontology annotation, molecular function: aldose reductase (NADPH) activity. Bases 148 to 1143 code for a protein of 331 amino acids. Gene Ontology annotation, cellular component: cytosol. The record is from RefSeq and is a predicted model, not a curated record.